This is a messenger RNA of Hyphopichia burtonii NRRL Y-1933, 1291 nucleotides long. It is a transcript of the gene RRP8, whose product is annotated as 25S rRNA (adenine645-N1)-methyltransferase. The transcript has a single exon. NCBI's taxonomy places the organism in Eukaryota, Fungi, Ascomycota, Pichiomycetes, Serinales, Debaryomycetaceae. Gene Ontology annotation, molecular function: rRNA (adenine) methyltransferase activity. Gene Ontology annotation, cellular component: nucleolus. Bases 1 to 1257 code for a protein of 418 amino acids. Gene Ontology annotation, biological process: rRNA methylation; ribosomal large subunit biogenesis. The record is from RefSeq and is a predicted model, not a curated record.
AUGGCAUUGUUUCAAGUAGAUGGAUGGGAUUUAAAGAACGAGAAGGUUGCACCUGGCCUUGCUCCCAACAAAAAGAAGGAAAAGAAGGACAAAAAGAAGGCUAAAAAGGUAGAAGCAGCCGUUCAUGAAAAAGAGUCCAGAGAACAAAAGACAAAGGAAAAGUCGAAGGAAACGACAGCUGAAAAACCGAAGAAAGAAUCAUCAUCAGAGGGUGUGGAUAAGAAAUCCAAGAAGAGAAAGCAUCAAGAAGAUGAAAAAAUAGAGGUUGAUCAAACACCUACAAGUCUCGACAAGCCAUUACCGGUGUCAAGCAACAAGUUAACACCAUUACAACAAAAGAUGAUGGCCAAGCUCUCCGGGUCUAGAUUCAGAUGGAUAAACGAGCAGCUAUAUACCAUCAGCAGUGAAGACGCUCUCAAAUUAAUCAAACAACAACCCUCAUUAUUUGAUGAAUAUCACCAAGGAUUUAGAUCGCAAGUGCAAUCAUGGCCCGAAAACCCAGUUGAUGUUUUCGUGGAACAAAUCAAAGAAAGAGGUAGUACGAGACAAGUGAACGCACCAGGAGGAUUACCUGGGUUACCUAAUAAACAAGUUGUGAUUGCCGAUAUGGGAUGCGGUGAAGCACAAUUAGCAUUAGACGUUAAUAACUUUACCCAACAAUAUAAUAAAGCAAAUAAGGGAAAACAAAAUAAAAAGUUUGGUAAGAAGAAUAACGGUCAAAGAAAUGGAGGACCCACCAACCUAAACGUUGAAGUACACAGUUUCGACUUGAAAAAAGUGAAUGAUCGUAUAACGGUUGCUGAUAUCAAAAACGUUCCGUUAGAAGAUGAAUCAUGCAGUGUUGUGAUAUUUUGCUUAGCGUUAAUGGGUACUAACUUUCUCGACUUCAUAAAAGAAGCAUACCGUAUAUUAGCUCCCAGAGGUGAAUUAUGGAUUGCAGAAAUUAAAUCAAGAUUUACCGAGCUGGCUUCUGCAAGUAAUAAACCAACCAAACCCGAAGAUAUCGGAGCUGAAUUUGUGGAUGCGCUAAAACUCUGUGGAUUCUUCCACAAAAAAACCGAUAACGACAAUAAAAUGUUUACCAGAUUCGAGUUCUUCAAACCUCCUCAAGAUAUCAUCGAUGAAAGAAGGGCAAAAUUAGACCGAAAGAAAAAAUUCAUCGAGCAACAAACCGAAAAAGAAAACUUUGACCAAAAGAGAGAAGAUAAACCUGAAGGCGAAUGGUUAUUAAAGCCAUGCAUCUACAAGAGAAGAUAACUUUCCGUAUAUUACGUACAUACAUUAAAUGCAC